Sabethes cyaneus is the source of this 1939-nucleotide messenger RNA. It is a transcript of the gene Srp54, whose product is annotated as probable splicing factor, arginine/serine-rich 7. Gene Ontology annotation, cellular component: nucleoplasm. Gene Ontology annotation, molecular function: RNA binding. The transcript is spliced from 3 exons. Lineage: Eukaryota; Metazoa; Arthropoda; Insecta; Diptera; Culicidae. The coding region runs from base 144 to 1736 and encodes 530 amino acids. The record is from RefSeq and is a predicted model, not a curated record.
AAGAAGCUUCAUUUUUGUGCAGCCGUAAAACGUUUUUCCUUCCUUUCUUCUGGCGUGUGAAGUGUAAAAUACCGAAAACUGAAUUGCGACGAGUUUCGUACACAACAAGUGUAGUUACGUAGGAAAUUUUCAGUCGCGUCGCAAUGGCUGGCGGUACCGGCACGAAGGUGGUGCAAAUCACCAACAUUGCUCCGCAAGCUACCAAGGACCAGAUGCAGAGUCUGUUCGGUCACAUCGGCAAGAUCGACGAAAUUCGCCUCUAUCCGACGAUUCGUGACGUGUCCUGUCCAGUAGUGUCACGUAUCUGCUAUGUCAAGUAUUUCGAGAGCAGCUGCGUUGCUGUGGCACAGCAUUUAACCAACACCGUCUUCAUCGAUCGAGCCCUGAUAGUGAUUCCGGUGCAGAGCGGAAUGAUUCCGGAUGAGUACAAAGCGUUGGAGAUGGCCGCAAACGGAACAUUGGUGCCGGGUUUGCAUAAUAUUGACGCACCGAGCAAGCUACCACCGGAGGUGGUUAAUCGAAUCGACGGAAUGGUACCCAAUCAGGUAGUCAAAACCAUCGAUCCGAAACUCGAUGAGAAUAAUUUGCCGGAGUACCCUCCACUGCCAGUUAAUUUUGAUGCGAAGAAAAUUGAAGAGACCAGGCGUACCAUCUUGGUACUGGACUUGAAGUCCGACUGGCGGUUGGAGGAUCUUAUGGACCACUUCAAGUCUGCUGGCGAAAUAAAGUAUGCUCGAUUUGCAGAGAAUGACCGUUCCCGGUAUGCUUUGAUGGAGUUUUGUGAGCAGCGUAGCGUAAUUUCUGCACUUAAGCUGCAAGGGUCCGAUUUCCGUGGGUAUCGCCUUAACGUUCACCAUUCUACGCAACCGAUCGUGAAACCUGAAGCGAAAAGUAAUGAAGCAGCCCAGAAGGAAAUCGAAGAAGCAAUGUCGAUUGUUAAGGAAGCGCAUAGCAUGAUUUCUGCCGCUAUUGAUCCGGUUAUUGGAAUGCUUGCAAAGGAUAAAAGUUCGAGCCGACGCCGGUCUCGUUCGCACUCGCGCUCCAAGGAUCGUCGUUCCCGUUCUCGCUCUCGCAAGCGUUCCAAGUCACGCUCGAAGCGCUCCCGCUCGCGAAAACGGUCACGUAGUCGUUCAAAACGUUCACGCAGUCGCUCAAAACACUCGCACGCGAAGCGAUCGCCUUCGCGGAGCAAACGGUCCCGGUCUAGGUCUAAACGAUCCCGAUCUCGUGAUCGUCGUAAGCGUUCCCGUUCUAGGCACCGUAGCCGUUCGCGAUCGCGUGAUCGUCGUCGUUCACGUUCACGCUCAAACCGUAAACGGUCACGUUCCCGUGAACGUCGUGAUCGCAGCCGCGAGCGCAAGAAGGGUCAUCGUAACAAGGAGGAACGCCGGCGCCGUUCGCGAUCCCGGUCUCGCAGCCGCAAACGAUCGACUUCUCAUAGCCGGUCUAGCCGACCGAAGGACUCGUCCCGUUCAUCUAAGAAAAAAAGUCGAUCGCCGGACAAACGGCUGAAGAAAAUUCUGGAAGAAAGCGUAAGCCGCGAUUACGAUGCAGAGGAACGUCUCGGGGGUGGCGAUGACGAUGCGGGUGCAAGUGGUAACGGUAAUGGCGGAGGAAGCGAGAGCGGCUCAGCGAUUGCUGUUGCGAAGCGCGAAUCACCUAUCCCGUCACGCGAGAAAACGGCCAGCCCGACAACGGAAAAAUCUGACAACAUGGACAUUUCUAAUUCACCGUAAACAUCGGUGGUAAACUAUCAUUUACAAACUGUGCAUCCAAAAUGCUUCUGAAAAUGAUGAUGCACAAUUAUGAUGAAUUAUUAUAUUCUCUUAGUGAAUGUAAAUGGUCCUCUUAAAGUUUUACAUUGUCGUAUAAAUUCAAUUGAUUGUAGCUGCUUGGAACGAAAUCUGAUAUAAGAAUAAAGCCAGACACUUGCUGGUAU